CUUCGAAAUUUUUUUUCUCUCUUUGCAAACAUUGUUGUCCCAUUGUUGUCGAAGCUCACAAUCUUGUCAUCGAAACGCACAAAUUGCGGUCCCAUUGAAGCGAUUAUGACCGACAGGGUUUAUCAAGAUUAUGGUUUCGAACAAUUUCGAAUUGACAAAUUUGCAUUGAUUGUCAAUAUUGGAGGUUAUUUUGUGAACUGUGGACCUAUUGUGGAGUAUAUAUGUGGUAGUUUAAAGAGUAUUUAUGGGUUAGAUGCUGAUAGAUUUGGAUACUUUAACCUACAAGAAGAAAUUAAGAAGUUGGGAGUUAACAAGUAUGAAAAAAUUGUGUAUAGAAUAGUUGGUGCUGGUGUUGGAGCUGAUAGUUUGAGAGAUGUAACUGAUGAUAAAGGGGUUAUGGUGAUUAUUAGUUGUGGUAAGAAUAAGAAAACUAUAGUUCAAAUUUAUGUGGUUGGUGGUGACAUUAAUGAUGAUGAAGAAGAUGAGAAUGUUGAGGCAUCAUUUCAGAUAAAAUCUUCUAGCCAUCAAGAUACUGAUGAUAGGGAAGAGGCUGAGGCAUCAUUUCACACACAAGCUAACCAACAAGAUAUUGAUGAUAGAGAAGAGGCUGAGGCAUCAAUUAAGGAUGAGCCUGCAGACCAGUUGGAAGAUAUUAAUGAUAUUAUUAGUAACUUCACUUCUGUUGAACAUGGUGAAGGUGAUGCAGAAACUAAUAGUGCAUGUGCUGGGUUGGGGUCACAAGAGUCAUCUGAUGAUGAAGAUUAUUUUCCAACUGGGGUGAGUUCAUCAGAUGAUGACCUGUCUGAUGAUCAUCUUUUUUAUGAUGAUGAGUAUGUUCAGGCAAGAAAGAACUUAAAGGAGUCUAAGAAAAAAGUUCAAGAUUGGGAUGAUGAUGCAGGCUAUACACAUCCAAUGGCU
Molecule: messenger RNA, 918 nt
Organism: Striga asiatica
Lineage: Eukaryota; Viridiplantae; Streptophyta; Magnoliopsida; Lamiales; Orobanchaceae
Source: the annotation of a GenBank genome assembly